AUGCAGUGCGCCCUCCUCCUGGGUGCCGUUGCGCUUUUAUCCGGCAGUAUCGUCGCACAUGUCCUCCAGGGCCGAGACCUCCGGCCGGACCCGCAGUCGAGCGGAUGGGCCCACCCCGUCACCGCCCGGGGCCGUCCCGAAAUCCACUUCAACGGCACCGUUAACGCGACGUCGCCGGCCGGCACCGGAACGGGGGGCGCACCCAGCAGCAGCGCCUUCAGUCUGCCGCACAACAUCACAUCCAGUAAAUCUUCCUUCCACCCGUCCGGGUGCCCGCAGAGCGUCACAACAUCCACCACGACGGUCGACGUGACGUUUUACAUCACGGCGACAACUUCUCACUGGUCUCACUACUCCAGCUCGUCUCUGGCGACCGGGGGUUCACCCGCUACGACCACUUCUGUGCCCGUCUGGCACAACACCACCUCCGCUGCUCCUUCGCAGACGACCAAGACCUGUGACGAUGACCUGAGCUCAUCUUCUCUAUUCAACUCGACUGCGCUGUGGUCCACGAAAACGUCAAAGAGCAGGGCGCAGGAGACGAGCACUUCAGGCGCGACUGCCACUUAUACCAUCGCCACAUCCAACAUUCCGCACGUCAACUUGACCACCACCACCUACAUACUUUCAACCAAGACGCAGAAUGGCACGUUCAGCCAGACCGCCCCUGUCAUCUCGUCCUCCACAACUGAGUGCGAAGAUGAGACCACUGCCUCCGCAGCUUCCACUGACGUUUCUUCCUCUGCGUAUACCGUUUCAUCUUCCUGGACGACUCGUACGCCCAUAGUAACCCCUUUCCACAGCAACACCAGCAGCAACGCAUAUUCCACACAGAUGACAACGAUAAUGACCACGCCCGCUAACCCGUCAUCCUCCCCCAUCCUGACGGACAGCUGCGUAAUCGACACUUCCAUGGUCCCCGUCACUAGUGCACCACUUACCUCGGUUCCAACCUCAACACUGAUCCCGACAAAAACGGUUUGUCAGGAGGACGCGCCGACUGGCAAGCCGAAGCCCGGCAACAACCACUGCGGUGUGCACGGCCUGCCUGUCGGCAACUACUUCCUGGCGCGAUUCGUCGAGAAUGCCCCCGCUGUGCCUGUGACCUUGGAAGGAUGCUAUCAAUUCUGCGCUAGUGUCAUGGAUGCCACCAACGGCUGUAGGGCCUACCGCUUCUAUCCCGAGAGGGGCCUCAACGUCCCACGAUGCGAUCUCUAUGGCAGCAGCGUCGCCUACGCCCUGGAUUCCAUUGAUAAUGACCACCCUGACAUUUGGUUCGACCUCGCCUGCGGCUCUCCCUCUGACGAUAAGUGGGCGCAUCUCCCCGGGAUUACUCGUCUUCGGGAGCUGGACUGUUGA
Colletotrichum spaethianum is the source of this 1359-nucleotide messenger RNA. RefSeq lists its product as uncharacterized. The record is from RefSeq and is a predicted model, not a curated record. The coding region runs from base 1 to 1359 and encodes 452 amino acids. Lineage: Eukaryota; Fungi; Ascomycota; Sordariomycetes; Glomerellales; Glomerellaceae. The transcript has 4 exons.